This is a messenger RNA of Ananas comosus (pineapple), 2822 nucleotides long. RefSeq names its product pentatricopeptide repeat-containing protein At4g02750-like. The coding region runs from base 318 to 2555 and encodes 745 amino acids. The transcript has a single exon. Gene Ontology annotation, biological process: RNA modification. The record is from RefSeq and is a predicted model, not a curated record. NCBI's taxonomy places the organism in Eukaryota, Viridiplantae, Streptophyta, Magnoliopsida, Poales, Bromeliaceae. Gene Ontology annotation, molecular function: RNA binding; protein binding.
AGACGGUGAUUUGUAUGAAAAAUUAAAAGAGGACGAAUCGUUCAUCGUUUUCAUAAAAACUAUAAGUUGUUGGCCGUCUUUAAAGAAAAUUUUAUCCUGAAGCUUUUUUUACAAAAAAAAAAAUAAUAAUAAUAAUAGUUUGCCGAAAUAUUUUCAGAGGGUUAUUUAUCUGAAUUUUUAUAAGGUUUAUUUCGAAAAAAAAAGAAAAGAAAAAAGGGUCCCAUUUUAACCUUGUUCGCGAAUCCUUGUGACGGUUCAAAUUCUACGCAUCCAAGCUCCAAACGAGGGAGACCCCAAAGGCUAUGUGAGAGAAGCCGAUGAGCUGCAAACUCAAAUCCGCGGGCGACGGAGCAGCCCUUGUUUUCCACCAGAAUCUGAAGCUCACGCAUCUUGCCAAAUGCGGCCGCCUCGACGAAGCCGUCGCCGUCUUCAACGCCAUGAGCACCCGCAACACCGUCACCUACAACUCCAUGAUCUCCGCCUACGCCAAGAACGGCCGAGUCGCCGAGGCGCGGCGCCUCUUCGACGCCAUGCCCUCCCGCAAUUUGGUUUCCUGGAACACCAUGAUCGCCGGGUACUCCCACAACCAAUUCGUUCUCGCAGCCUCUAACCUGUUCGAUAGAAUGCCCGAAAGAGACAUCUUUUCGUAUUCCCUAAUGAUUACCUGCUAUGCACGAAAUGGUGAAUUGGAGAAGGCGCAGGAACUGUUCGAUAGAAUGCCUGCCGAGAAGAGCUCGGUUUGCUACAACACACUGAUAUCGGGAUAUGCAAAGAGUGGGAGGUUCGAAGAUGCUGUACAGUUGUUGAAUAAAAUGCCUUCUCAGAGCUUGGUUUCCUGGAAUUCGGUGCUCGCCGGGUACACGCAGAACAAGAAGAUGGGUUCGGCUUUGAAAUUCUUUGAGCAAAUGCCGGCGAAAGAUGUGGUGUCUCAAAACUUGAUGCUUGAUGGGUAUGUUCGGAUCGGGGACUUGGACUGCGCUUUGGAGUUUUUUAGGAGGAUUGACUCGCCGAAUGUUGUUUCUUGGGUGACUAUGAUAAGCGGGUAUUGUAGGAGUGGCAGGAUUUUUCAAGCUAGGGAGUUGUUCGAUCAAAUGCCGGAGAGAAAUGUUGUCUCAUGGAAUGCGAUGAUUGCAGGGUAUGUGCAAAGUUUGCAGAUAGAAGAGGCUUACAAAUUGUUCAUGGAGAUGCCGGAGAAGAAUGCAAUUUCAUGGACAACGAUGAUAAAUGGAUAUGUUCGUAUUGGGAACCUCGACGAAGCUUGUAAAAUGCUCGGUAAAAUGCCUUUCAACAGUGUGGCAGCAGAAACUGCAAUAAUGAAUGGCUAUGUUAGGAAGGAAAGAAUGGAUGAUGCUCAUCAAAUUUUUAACCAAAUAAGAGCACAGGAUGCUGUAUGUUGGAACACGAUGAUUUCAGGCUAUGCACAAUGCGGACGAAUGGAUGAGGCCGUGGAUUUAUUCGAGCAAAUGCCAAGGAAGGAUGUUGUGUCGUGGAAUACUAUGGUAGCAGGUUAUGCUCAAUGUGGGCAAAUGAGCAAAGCUAUAAGCAUUUUUGAACAGAUUGGUCACAAGAAUACCGUGUCAUGGAAUUCUAUCAUCUCUGGUUUCGCGCAGAAUGGCUUCUACGCGGAAGCACUUCUUUAUCUCGUGCUCAUGAAAAAGGAGGGGAAGAAGCCCGAUUGGUCUACUUUCGCUUGCGGCUUAAGUGCUUGUGCAAACCUUGCGGCUUUGCAAGUAGGUAAGCAACUCCACGACCUCCUACUCAAAAGUGGGCACAUUACCGACUUCUUCGCUGGCAAUGCCUUGAUAACCAUGUACGCUCGUUGUGGAAGGAUCCUACAAGCAAGACGGGUCUUUAAUGAAAUGGCGGUCGUUGACGUUAUUUCAUGGAAUGCUUUGAUUGCUGGCUUUGCCUUAAAUGGUGAUGGAAGAGAGGCAAUUUCACUCUUUCGAGAGAUGGGGCGAAAUAAUGUUAGUCCCGACGAGGUAACAUUUGUUGGUGUUCUCUCGGCAUGUAGUCAUGCGGGAUUAAUCGAUGAAGGACUAGCCUUGUUUGACUCUAUGAGCAAAGAUUACUCUAUUAGACCUGUGGCUGAGCAUUAUGCUUGUAUUGUUGAUUUGCUUGGGAGAGCAGGGAGAUUAAUGGAAGCAUUUGGAUUAGUGAAGCAAAUGCCAGUCGAGGCAAAUGCUGGAAUAUGGGGAGCUUUACUUGGGGCUUGUAGAAUUCACAAGAACCGUGAGCUAGCUAGAUUCGCUGCGCCGAAACUGUUUGAGCUUGAGCCACAUAAGACUUCGAAUUAUGUGUUAUUGUCGAAUAUAAAUGCGGAAGUGGGUAGAUGGGAUGAGGUUGAAAGAAUGAGGGUUUUGAUAAAAGAGAGGGGAGUGCAGAAGCAACCGGCGCGCAGCUGGAUCGAGAUAAAGAAUAAGGUUUGUUCCUUCUCGGCCGAUGAUUCAGCAGAGACAAGGACAAGUGAAGUAUGUAGAGUUUUGGAGGAGCUAAGCGCGCAAAUGAGAGACACAGGGAUUUUCCCCGAUUCGUCUGUACUAGAUUGUGGAUGAGCAUCCAAAUCCUGUUACUGUUGUCUAACAGAUGAAUCAGAAAAGAGACUGUUCCCGUAGCAUUCAAAUCGACUCAACCGCAUGCAGUUGAGUCGCAUCAUGAACCUUUUGAGUCAUUUGAUUUCAUUUACAAUCUGGUAGAAUUGUAUAUUGUACAGUUUCACCACAGCCUCUGCUGAUGAUGGUUUAGUUAAAUCGUUGAGUAAGAGAGACUGCAGAACCUUGUCAUGUAAAUAUGCAAAUUUAUACAACUCAUUAAAUGUGCAA